This is a messenger RNA of Rhododendron vialii, 1909 nucleotides long. RefSeq lists its product as uncharacterized. Lineage: Eukaryota; Viridiplantae; Streptophyta; Magnoliopsida; Ericales; Ericaceae. The transcript has 7 exons. Gene Ontology annotation, molecular function: protein binding. The record is from RefSeq and is a predicted model, not a curated record. Bases 169 to 1695 code for a protein of 508 amino acids.
UCUCUCUCUCUUUUCCCCAUUUCCUUUUGUCUCUUCCGUCUUUUUCUCUAUCACUGCAUUCCCUCUCCAAGCUCAAACAAUCAGAAACCCCACAAACCCACACACACUCUCUUCACUGCCUCCCCUUUCAUUUGAACAAGCCAGUUUUCUUGACUAGGGUUCCAUGCAAUGAUCAGCAAGAAAAUGACGCCAAUCGGAAAGAAUGUGCUGGUGUUGGCUCUCACCCUUUUGGUCUUGUUUGGUGGGUUUUCGUCUGCUCAAGCCACUUACCCUUCCCCUGCAAAGAUUGUUAGUGGGUUUCUCUCCAAUGCUGUUUCUGUUCUGAUGAAAUGGUUGUGGUCCCUCAAAGCUACCACCAAAACAGCAAUUACUGGCCGUCCGUUGAUGAAGUUUGAGAGUGGGUAUAAUGUUGAGACAGUGUUUGAUGGGAGCAAGCUUGGGAUAGAGCCCCAUUCUGUGGAGGUGUUGCCUAGUGGGGAGCUUCUUGUUCUGGACUCUGCUAACAGUAAUCUCUACAAGAUCUCCUCCCCUUUGUCUCAAUAUAGCCGGCCGAAGCUGGUUGCUGGAUCUGCAGAAGGAUACUCUGGACAUGUAGAUGGGAAACCAAGAGAGGUAAGGAUGAACCACCCAAAGGGGCUUACAGUGGAUGACAGAGGAAACAUUUAUAUUGCUGAUACUAUGAAUAUGGCAAUCAGGAAAAUAGGUGAUGCAGGGGUUACAACAAUAGCAGGAGGCAAAUGGAGUCGUGGAGGUGGCCAUGUAGAUGGACCUAGUGAAGAUGCAAAGUUUUCGAAUGAUUUUGAUGUGAUAUACAUCGGAAGCAGUUGCUCUCUCCUUGUCAUAGACAGAGGAAACCAGGCAAUUCGAGAGAUUCAACUGCACUUUGAUGACUGUGCUUACCAAUACGGAAGUGGUUUCCCUCUUGGAAUCGUUGUUCUUGUAGCAGCUGGCUUCUUUGGUUACAUGUUGGCAUUGCUGCAACGAAGGGUUGGUACCAUCGUAUCUCCAUCGGAUGAUGAGACCACACCCAAAUUGAGCAUUCCUCCAACAACGUAUCAGAAGUCAAUGAAAUCUUCUGUGAGGUCACCCCUAAUUCCUACUGAGGGCGAACAAGAACAGCAAGAAGAAACCUUCUUUGGGUCUAUUGGAAGGCUUCUUGUCAACACUGGUUCAUCAGUCACAGAAAUCCUUGGAUCAACAUUUCCCGGGUUUAGAAAGAAGCCACUAAGGUAUCAAUACCAAUCGCAACAACACCAAAACCACAAGUAUUCAAAUGCUUGGCCAGUACAAGAGAGCUUUGUGAUACCAGAUGGAGAUGAGCCACCUUCUAUUGAAACACGGACCCCAACCCCGCGUAAAACAUAUGCGUUCAUGUCCAAAGAUGCCGAGAAAAUGCAACAGCUGAGGCAGAGCCGUAACUUUUACAGUGGAUGGGAUGGGGAUUUCUCGCAGCAGCAGCAGCAGCCCCCCAUUCAGAAACAGCAGCAUCACCAUCAGUAUCAAUCAUCGGCCCCACAAACUUACUAUGAGCGGAGCUAUGAGAAAACCAAUGAGAUUGUGUUUGGAGCAGUUCAGGAGCAAGAUGGGCGGCGUGAAACUGUGGUGAUAAAGCCUCUGGAUCACAGCCAUCCUAUCGGUAAUAGCCGUAGUAUUCGCUCUCGAAUCAGUUUGAUGGGAUAUACCCAUGGGUAUUGAUCAGUGUAUACAUUGAGUUUUUGGCAUUUCGAAACAAGUCCAAUAUUUUAGGGUAUGGAUGUAUAAGAAAAAUAACAUUUUGGAAAGUGGAGAUUGGUUGGGGGGAGUAGAUUUGGUGCCAAGUGCAAGUUGCCCUUGGUGGCCAAAGAACUUGAAAUUGAUGCAAGAUGUAGCCUUAAGGAAAUUUGAAGUGCUAUGAAAGUGGAUUCAAAGA